GGGCAACGCGGAAUCCCAACCAACGACUAUCUAUACCAAACCGCUUCUCGAUUAUCUGUGGAAGAGGAGCAGCGCGGAAGAGACUCCAUCACGAGGUGAAAGGGAGUCAACCUGUGAUGCGCUACUCUUAUUGGACGCUACUGACCGAGAGGAGAGUGUCAUUCUUCCUCAUUUCACCGGCCAAUCUUUAAUGCGAUAAGAAACAACGACGACUAGACGGAAUCGACCAAAAAAACACGAGAAAAUAAUUAAAACCUGUUUUUGUUUUUUCUUAUAUAGUUGUUAAACAUCCAUGUCGUUUUUUUUUUCUUCCUACCUUCUCUCCCGAUUCCAGUUCACCAAGAGGCUCUAUCCUGUAGCACGUGUUAUAACUUGGAUAAAGUGCUCGUAGGAACGCCCAAUUCCGGAUUGGCUCAUCACCCAGGCAUAUAUAAGGCGACGCAGUGGACACGGUUCAAUCGUCACAAUAGUUUCAGACUUUCUUAACCCAACACAUCCAGAAUGAAGAUCUCGGUAUUUGUUGUCGUCCUCCUGGCCAUCGCAUCCGUCGCAGGCGACACCCAGCGAUCCCAGCAGCGUCCUAACACUUAUCCUUCCAUCAGGAUUUACCAUCCGGAAUACAAGAUUCCCAUCGCCAGGCCGUACUCGACCAUUAAAAGAGAAUCUCCGGCUUCUCCUCCGGUUGUCAUUACUCCAUCCAGGAAAUUCCAGGAGGUCAAAGAAGAAGAAGAAGAAGAAGUCAGAGAGGAGGUCGCCAAACCAGUGAUCAAACGUCAGGCCCGGCCAUCCGUGGUGAAAGUUGAGCAGAAAGAAGAGGUUAAACGAGUAGAGAUCAAACGAGAAGAGCCCAAGAGAUCGACUAGCCCAGUAACCAGGUCGAUUGCAGGAGCCAAGAGCGCCCGUUCCUAUUCCUAUGGUUACGUCAUCAAGGAUCAAGACUCGUUCAAUGACUUUGAGCAACAAGAGAAACGCGACGGCGAUGUGGUGACCGGAUCCUACCGAGUAAGUUUACCCGAUGGCCGCACUCAACUUGUCAAUUACAGAUCGUCUCCGGAUACUGGCAACGUCAUGAAAGUCAGUUACGAAGGUGAGGCCAGGUUCCCGGAUUUCACCCCGGUGGUCAAAGAGAAGAGAACACCAAUUGCGUCCAUCAAUCCCGCUCUGAGGACCAGCCAAGGUGUCAAAAUUAACCGACAGACAAUCAAAACCGAGCCGAAGGAAUCGCUCAAAACCAACAAACAAGAAGUCGUUAAAACAAACAGCAAAAAAGUGGAGGAGGUCAAUAAAGUAAACCGAGAAGUAAAAGCGGUUUACACUCGUCCUAACCCUUCACCACCUCCAGCCAGGGCCAUUGAACUUCCUGUCAAAUAUUCCGCUCAAUAUAAAACCGGUCCUCCGGCUCCGUCCAAAGCUCGAUCCGUCGAAUCUUUCCUUCCGGCUGAAUCCCUCCCCACUCCGGAACGUUUGGUUGCUACUCCGGAACGACUGGUUGCUACCACUGAAUCUCCAUCGGCUCCUGAUGAAUCCUUGCUCAGUAUCAUCUCCGAAAAACUCCCAAAUCCUGAAAAAUUCAACGCUCCACCCCGUGCCAGGAUCGUUGAAUUUCCCAAUCCGGCUGUUGAGGCCAGACCAGCAGCUCCCGAGGAGUUCUCUCCUAUCGAUGUUGACUUCAACGACGUCUUUGAAUUGGACGGACCCUUACCUAUCCCAGCUGCCUUCCGUAACCGACGCCGUGUCGCUAAUCCGCGAGUUGUCACCCGCCGGAUUGUCAAUCCCAGCACACGUCGAGAGGCGGAAAGAUGGUGGUAAACCUACUGCGCUACUAAACUUUGGAUCUUUUUUUUUUAAAACCCGAAUAACUUAUGCAUAUACAGAUUUUAAGCUUUUUAUUACUAUAUUAGCCAUUCGUUACACUCGCCCAAUUUUCUCCCCCCUUCUCUGUGCGUUGACGCACUGGUCUGUUUGGCAUCGAGAAAUUGUUAUUUCGUUCAAUUGUUUUAUUGUCCCCUUUUUUACUGUUAUCAAGUAGAGCUUGACAAAUCAUUUGUGAAACAACACAUAAUUCGGAUUGUGCUGCUCUGCUUAUGUGUAGCGUUGCAAAAUGCAAAUCUAGUUUGGCCAAUA
Daphnia pulicaria is the source of this 2124-nucleotide messenger RNA. RefSeq names its product titin-like. Gene Ontology annotation, cellular component: extracellular matrix. The transcript is spliced from 3 exons. NCBI's taxonomy places the organism in Eukaryota, Metazoa, Arthropoda, Branchiopoda, Diplostraca, Daphniidae. The record is from RefSeq and is a predicted model, not a curated record. Bases 502 to 1809 code for a protein of 435 amino acids.